CUACUUUUAUCAGAAAAGAAUGACCUGAACGAAACCAUUGCGGCUAUUACUGAUAAACUAGCCUUGAUUGACGUCUCAGAGACAACGAACCUUCAAGAAUCAGUAAAUGGUUUAAUAGAAAAAGUAAAGCAACUGAGCAUUCAGUCUUAUGUUUGAUCCUUCCCCAAGGAAAAAAGGAAAACACAAGUAAUAAAUUUCCCUUUUUUUUGCCUUUUUUAUUUACUAAAUGACAAAGUCGUUUUCUGUGUUAUCGCUUAACUGUUGGGGUCUUUAUAUUGUAUCAAAGCAACGUCAAUUAAGACUACGUGCCAUUGCUCAUGCUAUAGAUGAAGGAGAUUAUGACGUGAUUGCAUUACAAGAAGUGUGGAUGUUGCAAGAUUAUGAAUACAUAAAACAGACUGUGUCUCCCAAGAUCAAAUAUGCAGAGUAUUUCUACAGUGGCGCGCUUGGUAGUGGGCUAGCCAUAUUCUCACGCUAUCCGAUCCUUUCUUCCACUUUUACAAGAUUUGCUUUGGCUGGUAGACCAUUGCGUGUAUUGGAAGGUGAUUACUAUGUCGGAAAGGGCUGUGCUUCUGUUUGUGUGAGAGUACCAGAGAUAGGUCUAGUUGAUGUCUACACUACACAUUUACAAGCAGCAUAUGGCGAUAAAGAUGAUUAUGAGGCCCAACGGAUAACUGAAUGCUGGCAGAUUGCAAAUGCAGUGAGAGCCUCCGUAGCUCAAAACCGACAUGUUAUCCUGACUGGCGACUUCAACAGUAUACCAUCCAGUCUUUGUUACAAGAUUAUCAAACUACACGGUUUAAUGACAGAUUCAUGGAUGCAGCUGCAUGAAGACACCUUAAAGGAUGCACAGGUUCGGUUUGAGAGACAUGAAUUGAGUGCUUCCGAAUGUAUUCAGCAUUUUGGUAUCACUUGUGAUUCGCCCCUGAAUACAUGGACAAAGCGUGUGUUGAAACAACAUCCUUUUGCAAAAGACAUUGGAGAUAGGCUAGAUUAUAUAUUUUAUAGUGCAUCGUCUCACUUGCAGUGCAUACAAUCAAAGGUGGUCAUGGAAGGAUAUAUACCCAACACUCAAUGGAGUUUCUCUGACCAUUUUGCUGUACACUCGCUAUUCACUAUCAACAAUACCAACCAGGAUCAUAGUCCUUUCAAUACUGGUCAAGGUCAUACCUUACCUAAUUAUACUUGUCUCAUGCCAUCUACCUUUCAUGACAUUUUGGAUGUCAUACAGUUUGAUAUCACAAGAUCAGCACGGUCCUCUAAAAGACUACUUGUCUUUCUUGGAUUCUGUCUUAUUGCUGUCUUAGCACUCUUUAUAGUUCAAGUGGUCUUAUCGAGUACAUAUUCAACAACAGAUAGAGCGAACUUUAUCAUAAGCUCGAUCAUUAUAUAUCUGUUCAUCUUUUUGUUUUCAAUAGUUGGAACUAUUGCACUUAUCGUUGGCUUCGUAUUUGGAAAGACAGAACAGAGGUCCCUCAUGCAGUACGCAAGAGAUAUUUCAAAUUGUUUGAGACAUGUAGAAACAUAAUAAACCUCUUU
Rhizopus microsporus ATCC 52813 is the source of this 1539-nucleotide messenger RNA. RefSeq lists its product as uncharacterized. Gene Ontology annotation, cellular component: cytoplasm. Gene Ontology annotation, molecular function: sphingomyelin phosphodiesterase activity. NCBI's taxonomy places the organism in Eukaryota, Fungi, Mucoromycota, Mucoromycetes, Mucorales, Rhizopodaceae. Bases 227 to 1528 code for a protein of 433 amino acids. The record is from RefSeq and is a predicted model, not a curated record. The transcript is spliced from 4 exons.